GCUAUGGGUAAGUGUGGUCCUCCUUCUCCUUAUUGAUAUGUAUAAUGAUUAGUAAUAAAUAAAAUGUAACUUUAACUUUCAAUUUGGAUAUUCUUUAAAUAUAUACCCGUCACAUUAUGGUGCCUUUAACAAAAAUGUUUUCAAUGCUAAUGGAUAGGGAGUUUACUAUUUCAAUAUUUUUGAGUGAUUUCUUUUGUUUUGUUUUCAAAUCCUUGUGUUAUGAUAGUGUUAUGUAAUUCUUUUAUGUUCUCUGUUUUUUAUGUAAAAUGGUAUUUACUGUUAAGAUUCUUUCUUUAUUUAAAUAAAUAAUAUACAUAUACAAGAAUUUUUUUAAAAUGUCCGAUCCCCCAAGCCCAAAUAAGAUCGCUGGAUAUCAGAAUUUAGUAAACAUAUUCGAUGGAGAAUUAUUUUCAAAUGUUAAAUAUUUCCUUAAAAAUCUUGAAGAGGUUGGUGAAAUCGCGGAAUGGAACGAUGCGGAACAUAUUGCCGUAAUGAAGAGUAAGUUAAAAGGUCCCGCGUUACAGUUUUUCAUAGAAGACCCUGAACUAAUUCAUGAAAAAAAAUUUGACAGCAUAAAAAUAAAAUUCACUAAAUUUUUUGAAAGCAAAACAACACUUUCCCAUCGUCAGCAGCAAUUUUCAAACUGUAAACAAAAUCCGGGUGAAUCCGUUCGCAGUUUCUCGACAAGAGUCUCAAACUUGACUAUAAAUUAUUUCGGGAUAGAAAAUUCAUCGAAGGAAGAUGCGGGUCCUAUAGUCGACCAAACAAAAUUGGCAAAAUUUUUGGAGGGUUUGCAAACACCUCUUAAGCGUUUAGCCCUAAGCAGAAACCCAAAUACGUUCGAUGAAGCUGUAGAAAGUGCGCUAUUGGAUGAAAUGAAUUUGAAAUUCACUUGUGAUCCAGAAAGCUGUAAUAAUGUUGCGACGGAAUCAGAAACGGGACUCGAAAGAAAAAUGACCGAGUUUCUUAAUAAGCAGACUGAAAUUUCAAGUGCGAUGAUAAGCAAUCUCGCAAAACAAAUCGAGAAAAUAAAUAUAAGAGGACAAAAUCCAGGUUUUCACCAACAAAUGCCACAAAGAAAUCAAAAGUGUAUCCACUGUGGUCAUCUAAAUCAUGCAUCUGAUCGAUGUUGGUUUCAACGUAAUCAAAACAUUCGAGGCGUUAGGCGCAAAUUUUCAGAUAAUCAACGUACCUCUUUUCAUAGGGAUAAUAAUAAUUACAAGCGACAGGAAUACAAUAAUGCACCUAACACCACUCGCGCCUUUCAAUCGAGUUCAAUGACCCAUCCCACACCUUCUGCAGAUAGCAGACAGACUUUUCCAAAGCAACGUUAUUUAAACUUUCAGAGGGAACGAUAAAACCCCCACAGUUCUCUCAAAAUUUAGGGGGUUACAAUGAUACAAACUUAUCUUAUUAAUUAGGAAAACAUUGCACAUUACCAGUAAUCCAAUUAAAAGUAGGAAAUAUAAAAUUUUAUGCUCUUUUGGACUCCGGAGCAAGUGUAUCUCUUAUAAGUAAUAAAGCAUUUCGAAAAAUACCUUCCGAAUUAAUCACAUUUAAUAGUUUUAAUCCUAAUAUCAAAAUUACUACUUUAACUGGAAAUGAAAUAAAGUCUAAUAGUAAUGUUACCUUAUCAUUCUUAAUUACAGACAAAGUUUUGCAGCAUAAUUUUACAGUCACUAAGUCAGAUCUUGACCAGGACUACGAUGUAAUUUUAGGUUUCGAUUUUCUUUCCUCAUUUCAGUGUAAAAUAAACUUUGAAGAUAAAAUGGUAACUUUUAGUGAUUCAUCCUCCCAAAUACAUAAAUUAUGAGUGCAUAAAAUUAACGUAUUAUUAAUGAAAACUACUGGUAAACUUGUGAAAAGGUUAAACUUAAGCCAAAUGAAUCAGCCGUAAUUAAAAUUAAAUCUAAUCAUAAUAUUGAACCAGGAAGUUCUGUGUUAUUGACACCUAUUAAUCUAAAUUACAACGUUGAAGUGCAUAAAUCGCUGUGCAUGGUUGAUAAAAAUGGACAAAUCCCGUUAGUAAUAAAUAACCUCUCAAAAACAAAUUUGCAUUUAAAUAAAAAUAUGAAAAUCGCUUACAUAAAUUCUAAAAUUGAAGCUAACAAGAAUGAAUCUAUUGCUGAUAUUAGGAGAAAAGAAUUAAAGUUAGAAGAUUUUGAUAUGACUGGAAGUCCAAACGAAGCAAAACAGGAAUUAUCAAAUUUGAUUUUCGAAUAUGCUGACAUAUUUAGCACUUCCUUAAAAACAAUAGGAAAAUGCACGUUAGAAGCUCCUCCAAUAGAAAUAACUGACUUUUCCCCAAUUCAAUGUAGACCUUUCCCGGUGCCAGUAUCCUUGCGUGACACACUUAAAAGUAAAAUUUCAGACUUAGAAAAUUCGGGCAUAAUUGAGAAAACAAAUAGCAGAUAUAGUUUUCCUUUAAUUUUAGUUCGAAAGAAAGAAGAGAACCAGUGGCGUUUAGUAAUAGAUUAUCGUAAACUGAAUCAAAUUACAAUUUCUUCAACUUCUAAGUUACCUUUAAUCUCCGACAUUUUAAACUCCUUGUGAGGCGCAAAUUAUUUUAGUACCUUAGAUGCCAAUUCUAAUUUCCAUUAAAUUAAACUAUGCGAAGAAGACAAGCAUUUAACUGCUUUUUCAAGCCCAUAUGGCAACUUUCAAUAUAAAUAUUUAAGUUUUGAAAUGAAAAAUUCAGGUCAAAUUUUUCAGGAAACAGCGGACAAAAUCCUUAAUGUUCUACAGUCCGAAAACAUAUCAGCAUACAUAGAUGACGUAAUUGUACCCUUUAAUUGUAAGUAGGUGCAGUCAUUCUACAAAAAGGUAAAAAUGGAAUUCUACGUCCAAUAAGUUAUUUUUCCUAUAAAUUAAAACCGCAUGAGAGAAAAUGGCCAUCUAUGCAUCUUGAAGCUUAUGCUAUUUUGCUGUUUAUUAGACAUUUUAAGAUUUUUCUCUAUGGUAGAAAAUUUAGAAUAUUAUCUGAUUGCAAAUCUUUAAACUAUUUAUUAAACUUAGAUUCACCAGCUAGUAAACUUUCGCGUUGGUUAUAGAACUUUCCAAUUAUGACUUUGAUUUCGAGCACAUAAAAGGUUCGCAAAAUUUUUUAUCAGAUCUCUUAUCAAGAGAUAUAGAAGAAACAAUAAAUGCUGGAAAAGUUGAUGUACCUGAUAUAGACAAAAUCAAAUAUGAACAGAGAGCAGACCCAAUUUUAAGUCCUAUCAUUGACUAUUUGGAAGGUAAAAGUGCUAAUUGUAAAUCGCAAUGCGAUAAUUAUUUUUUGAACAAUGGAUUACUUAAAAGAAUUGCCAAUAGGAACAAACGUGCACCACGAAAUGAAUAUUUUGAACAAAUUGUGAUACCAAAAAGCUUAAUACCUCAUGUAUUAGAAGGUUCCGAAACAGUGCAUUUCGCAUUUUCAAAAAAUUACCGUACUAUAAAAGAAAAAUAUUACUGGGCAGGUAUGUACAAUGAUAUUAAAAAAAUUUCCAACUCAUGUAAAUUAUGCAUUGAACGAAAAGGUUUUCCAAUAACUAAAUCACCUCUUCAAAAUUUUGUGACACCCUCUCAGUCAAUGGAACUCGUGAGCCUAGAUAUUUUAGGACCGUUGCCAAUGUCCAUGUCAGGAAAUAAAUUUGUAUUGACAAUUAUCUACCACUUUACUAAAUAUAGCAUUCUUUACGCUUUAAAAGAUAUUACAGCUCAAACAAUUGCUAAUAAACUUAUGAAAUAUAUCAUAAUUUUUGGCAUUCCUAAUGCAAUAUUAACAGAUCUAGGGACAAAUUUUCAAAGUAAUCUUUUUAAUGAACUUUCACGCCAACUACAAAUUCAUAAAUU
Parasteatoda tepidariorum (common house spider) is the source of this 3834-nucleotide messenger RNA. Lineage: Eukaryota; Metazoa; Arthropoda; Arachnida; Araneae; Theridiidae. The record is from RefSeq and is a predicted model, not a curated record.